This is a messenger RNA of Pipistrellus kuhlii (Kuhl's pipistrelle), 2418 nucleotides long. RefSeq names its product solute carrier family 47 member 1 (gene SLC47A1). Gene Ontology annotation, biological process: xenobiotic detoxification by transmembrane export across the plasma membrane. Gene Ontology annotation, molecular function: antiporter activity; xenobiotic transmembrane transporter activity. The transcript is spliced from 16 exons. The coding region runs from base 275 to 1855 and encodes 526 amino acids. The record is from RefSeq and is a predicted model, not a curated record. Gene Ontology annotation, cellular component: membrane. Lineage: Eukaryota; Metazoa; Chordata; Mammalia; Chiroptera; Vespertilionidae.
GUCAUGAGGAUGGAGGUGUUCGGAGGCGCUCGCACCCUCUACUCAGGAGCCACGGACACCUGGAGGGCACGGACCAGAGCACCCCGGAGGAGGAGUUACAGGGCCUCUACUGCCAGCGGUUAAGGGUGGCAUUUUGACAAACAAAAGGCAAGACCCUCCAUCAACAAAAAGACUAUGAUUGGUUUAUUGUAAUAGCCGCUUUAUUACAAUGCCCUGGGACCAAACUGGCAAUAUCUCGGAGGUGUGCCUGUGUUAAAGAAAAUAAAGCAGAGUGAUGCCAGAGGAAUGGCGGUGUGAGAGAAACCCUCUGGUUUCUUCCCUUAAAGUUUUAACAAUUUGGACAACUGUAACUCAGCUUGGGAUUCCCUGCUCAACGUACAGGCACAGCGGAGAGACCUUCAUAUGGCAGCAUCUGAAGGUGAUCAAUGUCACUGGGAUCUCCGUGGGAUUUGGCUUAUCUUCUGCUUGCGACACCCUCAUGUCUCAGACAUAUGGCAGCCCCAACAAGAAGCACGUGGGGGUUAUCCUGCAGCGGGGCGCGCUCAUCCUGCUGCUGUGCUGCUUCCCCUGCUGGGCGCUCUUCCUCAACACCCAGCACAUCCUGCUGCUGCUCCGGCAGGACCCCGCCGUGUCCAGGCUCACCCACACCUACGUCAUGAUCUUCAUCCCAGCCCUUCCGGCGACGUUUCUUUACACAUUACAAGUUAAAUAUCUGCUCACCCAGGGAAUCAUCCUGCCCCAGAUCCUCACCGGAGUUGCCGCCAACCUCGUCAACGUUCUCGUCAACUACCUGUUUCUCCAUGAGCUGCAUCUUGGGGUGAUGGGCUCGGCACUGGCCAACCUGAUGGCCCAGUUUUCCCUGGCUCUGUUCCUCUUCCUCUACAUCUUCUGGAGGAAACUGCAUCGAGCCACUUGGGGAGGCUGGUCGCUGGAGUGCCUGCAGGACUGGGGCUCCUUCUUCCGCCUGGCCAUCCCCAGCAUGCUCAUGCUGUGCAUGGAGUGGUGGGCCUACGAGAUUGGCAGCUUCCUGAGCGGGAUCCUCGGCAUGGUGGAGCUGGGGGCCCAGUCCAUCGUGUAUGAGCUGGCCACGAUAGUGUUCAUGAUACCCACGGGCUUCAGCGUGGCUGCCAGCGUCCGCAUUGGGAAUGCGCUGGGCGCGGGAGACAUCGAGCAGGCCAGGCGGUGCUCCCUGGUCUCCGUGCUGGUCACAGAGCUCUUUGCGGUAGCCUUCUGCGUCCUGCUGCUGAGCUGUAAGGACCUGGUGGGGUACAUUUUCACUACCGACCGGGAGAUCCUGGCUCUGGUGGCGCGUGUGGUGCCGCUGUACGCCGUGUCCCACCUCUUUGAGGGCCUCGCGUGCACGGGCGGCGGCAUCCUGCGCGGCAGCGGGAACCAGAAGGUGGGCGCCAUCCUCAACGCCGUGGGCUACUACGUGAUCGGCCUCCCCGUGGGCAUCUCCCUGAUGUUCGCCACCAGCCUGGGCGUGGUCGGUCUGUGGGCGGGCAUCAUCCUCUGCACCGUCUGCCAGGCCGCCUGCUUCCUGGGCUUCAUCUCAAGGCUCAACUGGGGGAAAGCCUGUCGCCAGGCUCAGGUCCACGCCAACAUGAGACUGCCGGCGGCCCAGGACCUGCUUCUCCCAGGGGGCCCUGGGAGCCGCGGAGAGACGGGGACGGGAGAUGCUGAGAAGAAGGACGAAGCCCAGUGGGACCAGCAGCUGCACCAGGAGGCGGGCCCCGGGGCCCCUCGGACCCGGCCGGGGCUGAGCGGGCGGCAGCUGGUGCUGCGGCGGGGGCUCCUGCUGCUGGGGCUGCUGGCCGUGCUGCUGGCGGGCGCCCUGGUGUGGGUGUGCGUCUGACUCAGGGCGCAGGGGAGGCCAGCAAGACUGAGCUCAGCCAUUCCAGGCCCAGGCGGGAAUUGUCUGCAGGUAAGGCCAGCCAGCCGGGCCCUGGCUCUCAGAACUGGGACCAGAUGUAAAUAUUUUCUAAGGAAGAAAUGAGCCGAGGCGACAGCAGCGUCUGGGAAACACGCCGGAGGCCAGUGCACCCACGGCCUCGGCCACGACCACGUGCUGACUGCACUGCUGCGGCUUCGCUCUUCGCUCUUCUCUCCCCGCUUCCAUGGCACAAACCCCUGUGCGGAGUGCGGAAGGGGUGCUGUCUGAAUUGUUGAAAAGAUGUCCCAUGUGUCUGUCCUUGUGUGUGAGGUGUUACUCAGUGGGAACGAUCCUGUUAAUGUUCGUUUGGGUCUGAUCUCGGGCCUGAGGCCUUGGAGGCGCUUGAGAAUGAAAAGAGGAGACGGUUAUUCCGAAGGCGGAGUAGGCCUCCGGCGAGGCGGGGAGGCUGAGCUGAGGCCGCUGGAGCCAGCACUUGGGGAUUCUAGUGGUGGGCGCCCGGAGAGCCAGGGCUGGGAGAGCCGGAG